This is a messenger RNA of Xenia sp. Carnegie-2017, 2348 nucleotides long. Its product is annotated as cholesterol 24-hydroxylase-like. The record is from RefSeq and is a predicted model, not a curated record. Gene Ontology annotation, biological process: cholesterol catabolic process. Gene Ontology annotation, molecular function: iron ion binding; cholesterol 24-hydroxylase activity; heme binding. The transcript is spliced from 2 exons. Bases 625 to 1947 code for a protein of 440 amino acids. NCBI's taxonomy places the organism in Eukaryota, Metazoa, Cnidaria, Anthozoa, Malacalcyonacea, Xeniidae.
GUAAAUGUAGAUCGUCCAGGUUGGUAUAGUCCUGAGAAGGACUCUCCAGGGUUCAAACCAUUUACUUUAAAUUAUUAUAUCUCAUUCAAGACGUUAAACAAUGUAACACUCUACCAUGAUAUAUUUUUAAAGCUUAAAAAAUGCGUUGUUGUUGCUCAGACUGCUAUUGAGGAAAACCUUGGUGUUCCAUUGUCUCUUUCUUCUCCUCUCCAGUAUUCAUUAUAGUAUCACUGGAUUAAUAUGAUAUAACUAAACUUUGCUUUAUCUUUAUAAUGCGAACAAAAACUGUCUUGUGUCAGUUGUGUGAAUGAAAUUAAAUUGACGUUUUAUGUCAUAAUCGUCACGUUUGUCUUGACUAAAUAGCUACUUCAGUUUUCUUUUUUAGAGAUAUUUGGACCGGAAAAGUUUCACAUGGUGUAAAAAAUCCCAAGAUACUGACAUUACAGUUAUGAAACUGCGUGGUAGCAGAGCUGCAGAACGAAACUUGAGUCAUUCAGAAAACACCGCAGAUCCAUUGUGCAAAAAGGAAAGACAGGAACAUUUUCAUGAGGACCACCUCGUUCAAGCUUCUUUCUUGGUCAUCUGCCAGAUAUUUGGAAGUACAAAGCAAGAACAGGACGAACUAUGGUGGAGUUUGUGCUUGAGAAGAGAUUUGAAUACGGUAAAAUAUUUUUGAUAUUUUUCGCUCAUCGACCUUACGUAUGUUUGGCAGAUUCAAGAUAUGUAAGAGAAAUUUUUAUAAAAAACCACAAACAUUUGGUAAAAGAUCGAUUCAUUUAUGAUAAAAUUGGGUUCGUCUAUGGUGAGCGCUAUGCGGGAUACGGAUUAGCGAAUAACACGGAUGAAAAAUCUUGGCAAGUUCAUCGACAUAUCAUGAAUCCAACAUUUCAUCGAAAAUCUCUUCGUAAUUUUAUGAAAAAUUUCAACAAUGUUUGUGAUCGUUUUCUGGUCAGAAUGGACGCAAUUGUUAAAGAACAGAAAGCGAUAAGUAUGUUGGUUGAAUUUGGUAAAGCAACAUGUGAAGCUAUCAGUCAAGUAUCAUUUAAUAUUGAUACACAAGUUAUUGAAAAUCCAAACUCAAAGUUUCCCAGUGCAAUUCGUCUUGCAAUGGAAGGUGUUGAAGAUAAUCUUAAUUCUUUUCUGAGUUCAACUCUAUUGACUAUGUUUCAGUGUAGUUUCCUACAAAAUGAGAAAAAGAAAAGACAAAUUGAAGCUGUUCAAUUUGUACGAAAUUUUGCUUCUCAGAAUGUUGAAAAGCGUAUGGACGACUUAGAAAAGAAUAAGGAUGUUCCUAAUGAUUUGUUGACUUCUUUAAUCAAAGAUGGUAGGUUAACAAUGGAUGAAAUAGUUGACGAAUUCUUAACUAUAUUUGUUGCUGGACAGGAAACUACUUCAAAUUCAUUAUCAUUUUUGCUCUAUGAAAUUCUCAAUCAUCCACAUAUUGAAGAGAAGAUCCUUAAUGAAGCUAAUGAAGUGCUUGGUGAUCGUGAACACAUGGAGUUUGAAGAUCUGGCAAAGUUUAACUAUUUUAACAAGGUCAUGGAAGAAGGACUUCGUAGACAUCCUGCUAUAAUUGCACCGUCAAGAAUAUUGUCUAAGACCUUGGAAGUGAAUGGUUUCAAAAUUCCCUCUGGUGUGGGUAUUGACACUAGUCAAUUAUUUUUUUCAACAGAUCCCGAAAUUUGGCCAAAUCCUGAAAUAUUUGAUCCUGAAAGGUUUGAAAAUGUCGAUCACAUUCGAAAUUUCACCACAACACAUUUUCCAUUUUCCAUUGGUCGACGUGAUUGUAUUGGACGAAUGUUUGCUAAGUUUGAAAUCAAAGUUUUUAUGGUUCGAGUUUUGAGAAAGUUCAAAUUUCAACUGUUACCAGGACAGACUGAAAGAAUGGAAGCUAAACUAACAAUUAAACCUCGCGAUGGUGUCAUGUGCCAUGUUAUGAGGCGUUAAUAAAUGGAUUAUUUUCAAAUGCUUGAUUUUCAUUUCGCUAGAUUAAAACUGAGAGAAAACGCAAACUUAAACAAUAAGAGAGGGUUUUUAACGCCUGUUUCAAACGUCAAACUUUACAUGCCCCAAACUGUUAAGUUCAAUGUUUGAAACAGGCUCAAGACUUUUUCUAAUGGAGAAUGAAUAUUAACAGAUGAAAGUAUUUAAGCACACUGUUUUGAAUUAGUUAUUUCGUAAUGUAGUCAAAUUAAUACUUCUGUCAUGUUUUAUAGAAUUUAUUCAUUUCAAGGAUGAAGUGGCAGGCCAUAACUGUUGUAUUAGUGGUAUAUAAUAUUUCUAGUACAACGCACUGAUAUAGCGUUAUUAACUAACUGUCAGUAAACUUAUUAAAAUAUUUAACUCUA